AUGGAAGACGAAAUUGCUGCUAUUGUUCUUGACAAUGGAUCUGGAAUGUGCAAGGCUGGCUUUGCUGGCGACGAUGCUCCUCGCGCCGUAUUCCCAUCCAUCGUCGGACGACCUCGCCACUCUGGAGUUAUGGUAGGAAUGGGCUUCAAAGACGCGUUCAUCGGCGACGAAGCCCAAGCCAAACGCGGCAUCCUCACGCUCAAGUACCCCAUCGAACAUGGCAUCGUUACCAACUGGGACGACAUGGAGAAGAUCUGGCACCACACCUUCUACAACGAGCUGCGCGUCGCACCAGAGGAGCACCCCAUCCUCCUCACCGAGGCGCCUCUCAACCCCAAGUCCAACAGGGAGAAGAUGACGCAGAUUAUCUUCGAGACGUUUAAUGCGCCUGCGUUCCAUGUGGCCAUUCAAGCCGUGUUGUCGCUCUAUGCCUCGGGAAGGACGACCGGAAUCGUAUUGGAUUCGGGUGAUGGUGUGAGCCAUACUGUACCCAUCUACGAAGGCUUCUCUCUCCCGCAUGCGAUUUUGAGGCUCGAUAUCGCUGGUCGGGAUAUCACCGACUACCUCGUCAAGUGCUUGGGCGAGCGUGGCUACCCUUUCACAACCACCGCCGAGCGCGAGGUCGUACGUGAUAUCAAGGAGAAGCUGUGUUACGUCGCCUUGGAUUUCGACGAGGAGUUGCUGAAGGCUUCCCAAUCCUCCGCUCUGGAGAAGACCUACGAGUUGCCGGAUGGACAGGUCAUCACUAUCGGGAACGAGCGCUUCCGAGCCCCCGAAGCCCUUUUCAAGCCCCAUCUCCUCGGUCUUGAAGCCUCCGGUAUUCAUGAAACCGCGUACAACUCCAUCAUGAAAUGCGAUAUUGACGUCCGUCGUGAACUGUAUGGAAAUAUCGUUCUUUCGGGUGGGACGACUAUGUAUCCUGGUAUCGCCGAUCGAGUGAUGAAGGAGCUGAACGCAUUGGCUCCGGCUGGUAUGAGGGUCAAGAUCUCCGCUCCCGCCGAACGCAAAUACUCCGUCUGGAUCGGCGGCUCCAUCCUCGCCUCGCUCAGCACCUUUGCUCAAUCAUGGUGCUCCAGGCAGGAGUAUGACGAGUUUGGUCCUGCCAUCGUUCAUCGCAAGUGCUUCUAA
This is a messenger RNA of Coprinopsis cinerea okayama7#130, 1128 nucleotides long. Its product is annotated as actin. Bases 1 to 1128 code for a protein of 375 amino acids. The transcript is spliced from 9 exons. The record is from RefSeq and is a predicted model, not a curated record. Lineage: Eukaryota; Fungi; Basidiomycota; Agaricomycetes; Agaricales; Psathyrellaceae.